Thamnophis sirtalis is the source of this 1655-nucleotide messenger RNA. The record is from RefSeq and is a predicted model, not a curated record. Lineage: Eukaryota; Metazoa; Chordata; Lepidosauria; Squamata; Natricidae.
GGGUGGAAGGUGCAAAAUGGCUGCGCCUGCGAGCUCGUGGGGCGAGUGAUGGGGCUGCUGGGGAACGACCCCCGCUCCGAUCCCGAUAGAACCAGAAAAACAUCGUUCGGUAGGGUCGGCAAUUGCUGCUUGGGAAAGAAGACAUGGAUACUCCUGCAGACACCUGGGACAAUCUCCAUGCUCACUUAACUUUCCUGUGGCUGAACCGAUUUUACCUCUAUUCAUGUGCAGCUUUUGGAAUCAGCCUUUGGUUUUGCUUCCAGUUCCUCAACAAAGCCAAAGAGCAGAACAAAAAUCGCCUUGCAGAAUUUAGAAUUCCUAAAAUCACAGCUGCUGAAAAAGAACAGCAAGAUCCAAGCCUUCAGAAAGUCCAUGUAGCUGGAGUGAAGGUAUUCUAUGGUUCCCAGACUGGAACAGCAAAGCGGUUUGCACUGGUACUUACUGAAGCUGUUGCCUCCAUUAAUUUGCCAGCAGAAAUUAUUAACAUGGAAGAUUACGAUCCGGAUGACUCUCUCAUAGAUGAGAUAAGCAGCCAGAAUAUCUGCGUGUUUUUAGUUGCCACUUACACUGAUGGCAAACCAACGGCGAAUGCAGCCUGGUUCUGCAAGUGGCUGGAAGAGACGGCCAAUGACUUCAGAGUUGGCAAAGCAUAUCUGAAGGGCUUGCGAUACGCUGUCUUCGGUUUGGGAAAUUCAGUGUAUGCUGACCACUUCAACACUGUGAGCAGGAACCUUGACAAGUGGCUGUGGAUGCUGGGUGCUCGACGCAUUCUGUCAUGUGCUCUAGGGGACAGCAAUGUGGUGAAGAGCCAGCAUGGAAGCAUUGAGGCUGAUUUUGAGGCUUGGAAGGCCAAGUUGCUCACGAGGCUUCAAGCUCUUGCCAAAGGGGACCAGAAGGCCUGUAGUGGGAGAUGCAAAAAAGGGCAAUGUAGAUCCAAAUCAAAAGGGAGCCAAGAAGCAAAAGAACAAGAGACCUCAAAACAUGGGGGGAAAGAAGUAAGUGGAGAGGACUGGUGCGUAGCAUUAUUUCUUAAUUAUACAGUUCUAUUUUUCAGACACCAUACAAAUCCUGUUGGCACAGAGUGGCGAUGGAAGAUGGACCGGCCAGAGAUGAUCUUGCAGGAGGCCAUUGAGAACCAUCAGAAUUUGAUCAAGCAGUUUAAAGGAGUCCCCGGCGUGAGAGAUGACCGCUUCAGAGAAGGGAUGGAGGCCAAGCAUUGUGCACUGUCUCUUGUUGGGGAGCCAAUCAUGUAUCCCCAGAUCAACCAGUUCCUGAAGCUGCUGCACCAUCGCAACAUUUCAAGUUUUUUGGUUACAAAUGCACAGUUUCCAGAGGAAAUUAGGUGAUAAUCCUAAAAUGUUGUACCUCUUCCUUCCCAUUUGUUGGUGCUGCAAACAGAUGGGAUAGCCAUUUUUCUGAAAUCAUAUCAGGUUUCCUGCCUGAGGAGGGGGUUGGACUAGAACAGACCUCCAAGGUCCCUUCCAACUCUGUUAUUCUGUUACUUCAGCCUACAAUUGGGAUAAUGUGCUGAGGGAUUCAUUGUGAAAAGUAGGCAGGCCAGAAGUACAGUAAUGGCUGUAGCUUGGACAAUAAUUGACUUUGAGUGAACUUGAAAUUAAAUCAAUUCAAUACAGUUGAUAUGAUUAUUUCCUUAA